UCCCCCACAGGGGGCACUGCCGGGGGAAGCUCGCAGCCCGGCCAUCCCUCCCCCACGGGCGGCACUGCCAGGGGAAGCUCGCAGCCCGGCCAUCCCUCCCCCACGGGGGGCACUGCCGGGGGAAGCUCGCAGCCCGGCCAUCCCUCCCCCACAGCGGGCACUGCCGGGGGAAGCUCGCAGCCCGGCCAUCCCUCCCCCACAGGGGGCACUGCCGGGGGAAGCUCGCAGCUCGGACCCGCCCCUCGCGCUCGGCAUCCACCCGCGCUCCGUCACUUUCGUUUUCACUUGUCAACUCGCACCAUCAUCCCCCCCCGCCACGCGCCCCCCAGCGACCCUCCCGCCAUGACUGCGCUGCGGGUCAGCCCCCAGGCCGAGGCUCAGGUGGAUUCCUUCCGGACCCAGCUCUGCGCCCAGGCUGAAGCACUAGUUGGGACCAAGUUCCCCACUAAGAUGACUCAGCUGGAUGCUUUCCUCAAGGACCCGGCACUGAACGUGGGGGACCUCGAGUCCCUUCGGGCCCCACUUGACAUCCCCAUCCCCGACCCUGCCAAGGAGAAGGCCAAAGCCGAGCGCCGCAAGAAGGAAGAGAAGAAGGAUGAGAAGAAGUCGGAGGAGGAGGAUAAAGCGCCCCCCUGUGGCCCUGUGAGCAGCAACGAGACAGUUGUGGGGCUGGUGAGCCGGGUGAAAGCCGAAAUCCAGGGCGCCAAGGAGGAGCUGGGGCUGGUCACUGUCUGGGUUCAACUCCAGGUGCCCCGUAUCGAAGACGGCAACAAUUUUGGGGUUGCAGUCCAGGAGAAGGUGUUUGAGCUGAUGACGGCCUUGCGGACAAAGCUGGAAGGAUUUCAGACCCAGAUCUCCAAGUAUUUUUCCGAGAGAGGCGACGCGGUGGCUAAAGCGGCCAAGAAUCCUCAUGUGGGCGAUUACCGGCAGCUGGUGCAUGAAUUGGACGAGGCGCAAUACGCUGAGAUCCGGCUGAUGGUGAUGGAAAUCCGGAACCUCUAUGCCAUUCUUUACGACAUCGUGGUCAAGAACUUUGAGAAGAUCAAGAAGCCGCGGGGAGAAACCAAGGGCAUGAUUUACUGAACCACCUUUCACCUCUGGCCUCCACCAAAUCACAGGGCGGAUUGGAAAGAGAGGCAAAGGCGGGACUUCCUGUCUUGCCACCUGCUGCUGAUCAGAAAAAUAGAGCUUUAAGGGUUUUGCCUUUUUUUAAAAUCAAAACCUGCACAAAGAAAUGCCAAAAACUUCAUCAAAAAAGGAAAUUGAACAGCCCAAAACAAAAUUGUGAAAUAAUUUUAAGGAUACAAAAAAAAUUAAGGAAAUUAAGCAGCAAAAAUAUUAAUGAAAGGACGAGAUCUGAUGGCAACAAAUUCUCUGCCCCCAAGUCUGCAUGAAAUGCCAAAACUUCACCUGCCCACAAUGAAGAAAAGCUGUAAAACAGACAAAUGAGAGAAAUUUAAUACGACAGGUGUCAUGAAAUAGAAACCAUGAAUCUAAAAACAAAUCCAAGAAAUCCAAAACACUGCGUUAAAUGGAAGGUUUUGCCCCCAGAACUGUAGUUUUUUGGCAUUUUAAUUCCAUAUUUUGUCCUUUUCACAACUAUUUUUGCUUUAUGGUCCUUAGCAUUUUAAGGAGUUGCAAUAAAAUAAAUGAACGAAUGGAAA
This is a messenger RNA of Dermochelys coriacea (leatherback sea turtle), 1664 nucleotides long. It is a transcript of the gene PSME1, whose product is annotated as proteasome activator subunit 1. Gene Ontology annotation, biological process: regulation of proteasomal protein catabolic process; regulation of G1/S transition of mitotic cell cycle; positive regulation of endopeptidase activity. Gene Ontology annotation, cellular component: proteasome activator complex; nucleoplasm; cytoplasm. Gene Ontology annotation, molecular function: endopeptidase activator activity. The record is from RefSeq and is a predicted model, not a curated record. NCBI's taxonomy places the organism in Eukaryota, Metazoa, Chordata, Testudines, Dermochelyidae. Bases 343 to 1083 code for a protein of 246 amino acids. The transcript is spliced from 11 exons.